CCCUGUGGCCAGCCAGGAAGAGCCAUGGGGAGCCCGGCCUGGGUCCCCAAGCCCUGCUCUCUCACCUCCCCCGGCCCCUGCGCAAUCCUGCUGCUGCUGCUGCUGCUGCGGGGGCCCCCGGCCAGUGGGAACCAUACGGAUCCCCAGGGACUGAAUGCCACGGACAUCCCUGGGAUCUACACAGUCCCUGCGACCUCUGUGACCCCCGAGGCCACAGCCACUGGGGCUCCAAAGGCUGUGACCCAGGGGUCCCAAACCGGGGGUCUCUCUCCUCUGCCCAAGGCGGCCCCCUCCGGCCUCAGCCCCCAGGGCCCAGUGCUCACGGAGGCCGGGCAGCCCUGCAGAUUCCCCUUCCGCUAUGGUGGCCGCGUGCUGCACUCCUGCACCUCGGAGGGACGCGCCCGCAGGAAGUGGUGUGCGACAACUCACAACUAUGACCGCGACAGGGCCUGGGGCUACUGCGUGGAGGCCGCCCUGCCCGCGGAAGGCCCAGCGGUCCCUGACCCCUGUGCCUCUGGACCCUGCCUCAAUGGGGGCACCUGCUCCAACACCCAGGACCCUGUGUCCUACCACUGCGCCUGUCCCCCGGCCUUCACAGGCAAGGACUGUGGCACAGAGAAAUGCUUUGACGAGACCCGCCAUGAGUACCUAGAGCCGGCCGAGCGCUGGGCCCGGGUGCAGGGGGCGCGUGUGGAGCAGUGCACCUGCUGGGAGGGCCGGGCUCGCUGCGAGCAUGCGCGGCACACAGAGUGCCCCAGCCACCCGUGCCUCAACGGAGGUACCUGCCACCUGAUCGUGGGCACUGGGACCAGCGUCUGCGCCUGUCCCCCAGGCUAUGCCGGGCGGCUCUGCAACAUCGUGCCCGGGGAACACUGCUUCCUGGGGAAUGGCACCCAGUACCGCGGCGUGGCCGCCACCGCCGCCUCGGGCCUGGGCUGCCUGGCCUGGAACUCGGAGCUGCUUUACCAGGAGCUGCACGUGGACUCGGUGGGCGCCGCCGCGCUGCUCGGCCUCGGCCCCCACGCCUACUGCCGGAACCCAGACAAAGACGAGAGGCCCUGGUGCUACGUGGUGAAGGACAACGUGCUGUCGUGGGAGUACUGUGACCUGAAGGCCUGCGGGGAAUCCCUGAGCAGAGCCCAGCCCCCGGCCUCCGGGGUCCUGCUGGCCCUGCCAGCGCCGGCCACACGGCCGACCUGCGGCAGGAGGCACAGGAAAAGGACAUUCCUGAGGCCGCGCAUCGUGGGCGGCUCGUCCGCCCUCCCCGGCUCCCACCCCUGGCUGGCCGCCAUCUACAUCGGCCACAACUUCUGCACAGGGAGCCUCAUCCACACCUGCUGGGUGCUGUCCGCGGCCCACUGCUUCUCCAACAGCCCCCCCAGGGACAGUGUGUCGGUGGUGCUGGGCCAGCAUUUCUUCAACCAAACAACGGACGUGACACAGACGUUCGGCAUUGAGAAGUACGUGCCCUACUCCCUGUACUCCGUGUUCAACCCCAGCAACCAUGACCUCGUCCUGAUCCGGCUGAAGAAGAAGGGGGAUCGCUGUGCUGUCCGCUCCCAGUUUGUCCAGCCCAUCUGCCUGCCCGAGGCCGGCAGCUCCUUUCCUGCUGGGCAGAAGUGUCAGAUUGCAGGCUGGGGCCACGUGGACGAGCACGUGAGCGGCUACUCCAGCUCUCUGCGGGAGGCCCUGGUCCCCCUGGUGGCUGACCACAAAUGCAGCAGCCCGGAGGUGUACGGCGCAGACAUCAGCCCCAACAUGCUCUGUGCCGGCUAUUUUGACUGCAAGUCGGAUGCCUGCCAGGGGGACUCGGGCGGGCCCCUGGCCUGUGAGAAGAGUGGGGUGGUCUACCUCUAUGGUAUCAUCAGCUGGGGAGACGGCUGCGGGCGACGCAACAAGCCGGGCGUCUACACCCGCGUAGCCAGCUACGUUGACUGGAUCAAUGACCGCAUCAGGCCUUCCAAGCGGCCUGCAGCGCCCCCCUGAGACCCCCAG
Messenger RNA from Dipodomys ordii (Ord's kangaroo rat), 1995 nucleotides. It is a transcript of the gene Hgfac, whose product is annotated as HGF activator. NCBI's taxonomy places the organism in Eukaryota, Metazoa, Chordata, Mammalia, Rodentia, Heteromyidae. Gene Ontology annotation, cellular component: extracellular region; rough endoplasmic reticulum. Gene Ontology annotation, molecular function: serine-type endopeptidase activity. The record is from RefSeq and is a predicted model, not a curated record. Bases 25 to 1986 code for a protein of 653 amino acids. Gene Ontology annotation, biological process: blood coagulation; zymogen activation. The transcript is spliced from 14 exons.